UUGAUCCUACCUACGAUCGCUCACGCGCAUGCGCACGUAUGAUUCAGCCCUUCGUUCGUAGGACGCGGCGGGAGUUUGCUUAGGUUGGAAGAUUUGAUUUGCAGGGCUUCGGCGGGUAAAAGAGGUGCUGAGGCGAGGCAUGGUGCGGCACCCAGGUAGUCUAGGAGUCUAGCGCUGCCUAUUAGUAUUCUACCAUUUGCUGGCAUAUCGACCGCACCCAACCACAACAUGGAAGUGCAGCUUGGACCAACCAACCGAGUUGGAGUGGAUUCGUCUGCCGCCGCGGACCCGCGCUAUCACGACCCCUACGACUUACAUCAUCGUAUUCAUAGUAAUCCUCACGCUCAUGCGGAUCGUCCUGGCUAUGGCUCUCCUGCGACCAUGUCCCGGACGCGCAAAAGGAAAGCUGAAUCACAGGAUAACCAACGACUGUCCAAGAGGCUGAGUCUGCUCAACUUGGAGAGAAAUGGCCCCAAAUUAUAUGUUCCAGUGGAAACCCCCAGUCUCAAUGCACUCCCCGAACACCCUGUGCAGGAUAAUCUCGCCCAGGGCUCUGCAUCACCCGUUACCGCCAAUGACGGGAUGCAGUUAGACGAUACCAAACAUAAGGUGUAUAUUUACGACCUCGAUGCUGAGCUCUCGUCUGCUGAUGAGAAUAGCGAAAGCGAGUCAUCUCUGCCUGGCUCACCCACAUCCGGCCGCGGUCGUCUUGUUUUCUUGCCCGAUAUCGAGAAACAUCUUAGUCGGUCCCGGAUCCCUCAUGCAGUCUUUGCGAAUAAGGAGGGCGAUCUAGCGGGCCAUAAUAUUAAUGACAUGCAGAUGGUGCUUUACAGCGAGCCCUCUUCAUUGACUGUCCCACGCGAACACGACUCGGUCCGCAAGGCUAUAUUAGAAGCCCGAGCGCGUGCCAGGCAGCGGCAAAAAGACGGCCAGAGUGAAGCAAAACGAGAACCUUUGGAGCCAAAUAUGGUUAUUCCCGUAGUCCCUUCCUCGACCCCUGACAUGCGGAACUUCAGCUCCAACAACGUCGACAUGGCCAUAGAUAACCCCAGUGGCCACCAUCUUUCUCGGAGCACAACGCCCUGGCACGAUGGUUUAGCCGUGGACGACGACGUGGAUGCGAUGGACAUGGAUUGAAGCAAUCAGGUACUGAGCCACCAGCCCGCCAUUGGUUCCAUUGUUGAAUCCACGUCCUGGUCGUAGGAAUAGGUAUACAGCUCAGGCUCUCUUCUAUAUAGGAUAGGUGCAAACACGGCGUCGGGAUUUACAGCGAGUGACUCGGAGUGAAAUGUUGGUUUGGUUUGGAUAGCCUGCUGUAUUUUAAGUUUCCUCCUUUUACCAAUGGCUGUCUUACUAUUAGAAGUUGUAAACAGCGAAACCAAUGCGUUUUUCUUCUU
This is a messenger RNA of Xylaria bambusicola, 1397 nucleotides long. RefSeq lists its product as uncharacterized. The transcript is spliced from 2 exons. The coding region runs from base 229 to 1137 and encodes 302 amino acids. The record is from RefSeq and is a predicted model, not a curated record. NCBI's taxonomy places the organism in Eukaryota, Fungi, Ascomycota, Sordariomycetes, Xylariales, Xylariaceae.